GUAUGUGUCUGCCUGGUCAUAAGUAUUAGUCACCAUUGAAGGUAGGCCAUGUUUGGCAUGUCGUCGGUUUCAGAUGUUGUAGAAUUUUAACAACCAGCUGCGGGUCUCGAGCCCAUAACUCUGUGCUUCAAUCUCGGUGUGCUGAACCACCCGGCCAUCUUUCUUCUACCUGCGAUCGAAUCCUCGACUCGCUGCCACAAUAUCAGUGCUUUUAAUCACUUAAUUGGCCGUCCCCGCCCAAAUGCUAGCAUACGUGUCGAGGUCAAGUGCACAUUUGCUAGAGUGUUUAUUUGUGCAUAACUUUUUUUUUGCUUUGCCUAAAUUUAUAAUAUAGAAUUUUUCACUACUUUCGUCAGCUAACACCUAGAAAACUUUCAUCCAUUCGCUCAUCUGUAAACCAGAUCGCGUGAUCUAGCAGCUAACAUUGUGACGAUACAUUCUUAUAGGGUUGGGUAUUGUUGCCUCCUAAGAAGAAACCUGUUAGAAAAAUGUCGUGGACGAAAUUUCAAUUGGGCGUGGCACUGCUCAUGGUGGUCACGGGCUCCAUCAAUACGCUAUCUACCAAAUGGGCGGACCGGAUGGAAAGCAUCAACAGCGAGGGGGAGCUGGCGCACUUCAACCAUCCCUUCUUCCAGGCCGACGCGAUGUUCCUGGGCGAGCUGUCCUGCAUGGCUGCGUUCUACAUCAUGCGGUGCGUAGCUCGCAGCCGACGUCGUCGCCGCAACAACGCCGAGCUGUCGCUGCCCGAGGAACAAACCAACUUCCCGCCGCUCAUCUUCUACGUACCCGCCUUCUGCGACAUGGUCGCCACCUCCACCAUGUACGUCGGCCUCACCCUCACUUACGCCAGCUCCUUCCAGAUGUUGAGAGGUUCGGUGAUCGUGUUCACGGGUCUGCUGUCUGUGGCGUUCCUGAACCAGAAGCUGCGCUACUUCAACUGGCUGGGCAUCGCCUUGGUCAUCGUGGGGCUCGUCGUGGUCGGCGUCUCUGACUUCCUAGGGGACAACACAGAAGACUUCGACACUAAUGGCAUCAUCACGGGAGACCUGCUGAUCAUAGCGGCGCAGGUGGUGACAGCCACUCAGAUGGUCGUGGAGCAGCGCUUCCUCACCAAGCACACGGUGCCUGCUCUGCUAGCCGUCGGCUGGGAAGGAUUGUUCGGCUUCAUCACGCUGACGAUCUUGCUGGUGCCGUUUUACUACAUCCCAGCAGGGAUGUUCUCAGGCAAUCCUCGCGGCACGCUAGAGGACCCCAUCGAUGCAUUCAUCCAGCUCAGCAACAACCCGAUGCUUGUGGUCGCCGUCUUGGGCAACGUGAUCAGUAUAGCGUUCUUCAAUUUUGCGGGCGUUUCGGUGACGAAGGAACUGUCGGCCACCACCCGCAUGGUGCUCGACUCCGUCAGGACGCUCGUAGUGUGGCUCACAUCUCUCGCACUUAAGUGGCAGCCCUUCCACUAUCUGCAGCCCAUCGGCUUCAUUGUGCUGGUGCUCGGCAUGUUCAUCUACAACGACGUGCUGAUCCUGCCAUACAUGAGGAGCAAAGGCUGGGUCAACGACGCCCUCCCUGAAGAGGAACGCAUCGUUGAUGGCGCUGAAGAGCCCGCCUGCGACGCAACAUCCCGACCAAGUACACCUGAUGCAUUGAUUAUAAAGAAAGCCUCCUUGAGCUCAAGUGACGGCAGCGCAUCUGGAGUGAAGUCGUAGCUGAAAUGAAGACUCCUGACAUUCGCCCCCGCCCCUCAAGUCCUAGUUCCUACCUACAAUAUUGCUCGAGUAGUGCGAGCUUCAUAUUUGUUAUUUAGAAGAGAGCCGAGAUGUUCUUGUGUGUGAGAUGCAUUAUUUAUCGGGCAGUGUGAGUUGUAUAACUUGUGCUGUUGCUCAUACAUUCCUUCACGACAUUUCGUAGUGUAUCAUUCAGCCGUGAAAACGACGAAUUGUAGCGUAUCAAGUUUAACCUAACAGUUACAUAUUAAUAUUUUUGAAUUGCUUCUUUAAAAUGUGAGAAAUGUAAUAGUUUAUAAAACUUCUCUACUUGCUAAGUAAUUUUAUUGAAACAUUAGCGACGUCUCGAUAGAAUAUUACAUCUGUUGGGGCACAUUUGGCUACGCCUCCAUACUCGCAUAUUACACCUCCAUGGAAGAGCGUAGCUCGAUUGCACUUGUUGAACAUUUUCCUUGGGUUUGAGUCUUACUUCUUCGUGUCGAAGCUACGUCUUCCUGCUGCUCAAGUUGUGCUAGUUUAUAAGCAGUCGCUUAAAAUAUCAAGUGCAAUGCUUGUAUUUGGAUCUUGUGGCCUUCCCCGGCACGCAGUUUGUUAGACAUGCUCUGAAUGUGCAAGAAGUCGAUGUAUUUCAUAGCAUAAGAAAAGUAUAAAUUGUUGUUCAAUUCAAUAUCGAAUGUUUUAGUGAAGCAUUGUAUUAUCUUUAAUUCACAGCAUUACACUUUAAAUAAACCUAAGAAAUUUGAUUUCAUAAUUUCCACAUCGUUCAAUUAAAUUGAAAUCAGGCACACUAUUGUCUCGAUCACAAGGUUAUGUCCUCGGCGACCGUAUGUUCGUUCGUAUUUGCGAAACUUACAAGUAAAUUCCAGUAAAUAUGAGCGACAAUUCAUGCAAGGAACGCUGUACUUUUUUUUAAUAAUUUCUUUGCGAUGUUAAC
Molecule: messenger RNA, 2655 nt
Organism: Hyalella azteca
Lineage: Eukaryota; Metazoa; Arthropoda; Malacostraca; Amphipoda; Hyalellidae
Gene: Tango9
Product: solute carrier family 35 member F6
Exons: 10
Coding region: 489-1703 (404 amino acids)
Cellular component (GO): intracellular membrane-bounded organelle; membrane
Source: RefSeq, a predicted model, not a curated record